AUGAACCUUUCGAAUUUAAAGAAUUAUCAAAGCAAACAACUAGUUUAUCCACAUAGAAGAAAGUCUCUAAGCAAAGUCGUACUUGAUCAUAGCAUACCCAUCACCAUCCUCCAAGAAAUCAAUUAAUUGAUAGAUGAUUUACUCAAAUUGGAUGAAGAAACUGCGAUGUAAAGACUUCAAACUCUGGGUAAAUCAAACAAUAAAUUAAACUUAUUUUUGGACUUUAUGCAAACUGUCGAAGAAGACGCUGUUAGUAAUCUCAACUCUAACAACAAAGAUAAGAAGCUUAGUAGUGAAUAUCAAGAAACUAAGAAUAAUAAUAAAAGAGAAUUGACUACUGCAGAAUCCUAGAAAUGCAGAGGCACUACACCCAGAUUCAAAUAAGAGUCAAAUAUUGAUUUUGAUUCAAGUAGAAAUAAACUAGAAGAAAAUAUGGAUAGCAGGAAGAGGUCAAAUUUUCCAGGAUUUGAUCUCCCGUUUUCUCCCUAACCUAUUUCUUCCCCAGAUAAAAUGUUUAAUUAUCAAACCUAAAACACAAUAUUUUCCAUAAAAAAAUAAACUAUUACAAAAACAACUAGCCAAGCGUAGUAGGAGAAAUAGGCAGAGGAACUAAAAAAUUUGUAACAGUAACUAAUCGAAUCAAAUGAGGAGGAGAUACUAGUUACUGAGAGUUUUGAAACAAGUUGA
This is a messenger RNA of Stylonychia lemnae, 687 nucleotides long. The record is from the annotation of a GenBank genome assembly. NCBI's taxonomy places the organism in Eukaryota, Ciliophora, Spirotrichea, Sporadotrichida, Oxytrichidae.